Arabidopsis thaliana (thale cress) is the source of this 2902-nucleotide messenger RNA. Its product is annotated as Chaperone DnaJ-domain superfamily protein. The coding region runs from base 424 to 2097 and encodes 557 amino acids. The transcript has 9 exons. Lineage: Eukaryota; Viridiplantae; Streptophyta; Magnoliopsida; Brassicales; Brassicaceae. The record is from RefSeq and is marked reviewed.
UUUCACCAGCUCAUCUUAAAACAGUGACACCGCCGGUCGAAACCACCGUUUUUCUGAUCGUUUCUUUUCCAAAUCAUUCGGCAAAAAUUGAAAGCGAACCUUUUUCUUUUCUUCCUUCCUUUCACCUCUUUAAUCAUAAUCAAAUCAGUCACCAAAAGCCACAGAUAAAUCCCAAAUUGGUUUCAUCGAUUAUAAGCAGGAAAAAAAUUGAUCCUUUAGGGCACACUAGUUUCGUCAUCUUCUUCUUGUGGGCCUUCUUCUUCUUCUUCUUCUACGACCUUUAAAUUGACUUUUCUUUACUCUAAUGGAAUCUCCUUUUCCUCCCUCUACGCCACUCGUUUCGAAUCAGAGUUUCAGUGUCAGGGAAUGUUAGAGAAAGUUUAAGCUUGAGUGGUAGAAGUUGAAUUGUGUUUGAAUUUGAUAAUGGCACGAAAAGGAAGUCAUCAGAAGAAUGGAAUGGAUAACCAAACGAAGCAAAAAAAGAAGACUGCUUCUGAUUCUUUGCUGUCUAAUAAGGGACAAGGGAAAAAUAAUGAGGCUGAGAGUGUUCUGAAAGAGAAUUGUCAAGAUGAUAAGCAGACUAAAAGUAGUCCAGUUUGUGAAACUUUAGAAAGAGAUAUGGAUGAGGCAAAAGGCGCUGCUUCUCUCAAGGAUAUAGAUCAGUCUGUUGCUUCGGAGAGCGAUUUAGCUGGAGGUAGUAGACCUCGUAAUGAACCUGGUUUUACAACAGAAGAAACUAGAUAUAUUCCGUUUGGUCGUGAACACAUUGACAGUGUUAUGAGAAGCUUGCUGGAUAUAUUGAGCACGAAUAGCCCGUCAGAGAAUAUUGAGUUAGCAUAUAAUGCAGUACUGAGGAAACUGAGGAUAUCCACUGCUACUGUAUCAAGGGAAAUGACUAAGUGUAUGGAAAGACACAGGCCUUUGAUAGAUUCUGUCAAAUUACGAGUAUAUAAAGGUCGUGAUCUUGUUCUAACGAAAAUGCGGCAAGUAUUCCCGGUUGUCUUCAGGUGGCUUAUGCACUUUGGCAGCAUAAUUCUUCUUCUAUCUCUGGUUUGGUUGGACUGUGCAAUCCGGGGUUUUGAUUCAUUCAUUCGGAUGGGAACAGCAUCUUUUUUCUCUAUCAUGUGGUGUGGUCUCUUUUCAGCGUUUUCGAUGUUCGGCAUGACCAAAUUUAUACUGAUUUCGGUUGCAACUGUUUUGGUGGCAUUGUUCAUUGGCUUCGUAGUUGGGUCUGUUACGCUUGCCAUUUCUGGUUUGGUUUUGCUAUGGCUCUAUGGUAGCUUUUGGACAACACUGCUCUUCCUCUUCUUUGGAGGUCUGGCAUUCAUGAUGAAGCACGAGCGCGUUGCACUGUUUAUAAUCACAGUGUAUUCAGUCUAUAGUGCAUUGAGUUAUGUUGGAUGGCUAGGUCUUCUAUUGGCUUUUAAUCUUGCUUUCAUCUCAACCGAUGCUCUCAUAUAUUUCUUCAAGAAUAAAAUAAAUCAGCAGAGCACUGCUGAUAGACCCACUGAGCCCGUAAAUGAUUCAUCUUUUGAAAAUGGCCCUGGCUUUCCGGGAGACCGUGGCCCAGGAGUCGCGUCAACUAGCGGAACAGACUCUGAGUUAACAUCUGAAGAUGAAAUUGCUCGGUUACUGAAUUGUCCUGACCACUAUUCAGCUUUGGGCUUAGCUCGAUAUGGGAAUGUUGAUAUGGCUUAUCUCAAACGAGAAUAUAGGAAAAAGGCGAUGCUAGUCCAUCCUGAUAAGAAUAUGGGGAAUGAGAGAGCAGCUGAAGCUUUUAAGAAACUUCAGAAUGCAUAUGAGGUAUUACUUGAUUCUGUAAAGCAAAAAUCAUAUGAUGAUGAAUUGAAGAGGGAAGAACUACUGAACUACUUUCGGAGGUUUCAGAACUCUUCUCAAAAGGACACUCGGGGACACGGUUUCUCUGGGUCGGGUUUUGGAAGCUCAGAAGGUGAAGGAGAGGAAGCAUUUAGAGAGUGUAGACAGAUAGCGUGUAAAAAAUGUGGCAAUCUCCAUGCCUGGUUUCUUACAAAGAAAUCAAAAUCUACAGCUAGAUGGUGCCAGGUUUUUUCCAACUCUUCCCACCUGCAUCUUUAAGAUCCUAUAUAUUACACCAAUUAUGAAACUACUUGAGAGGGAAGUAUAAUACAUAUAACUUAAACUGAUUUACACGAGCUCUGCUUUUGUAUCUCAAGGAUUGCAAGGAAUUCCAUCAAGCAAAAGAUGGAGAUGGUUGGGUUGAACAAGCUUCCCAGCACGUCUUGUUCGGGCUAUUUCAAAAGGUUGAUAUGCCGCGUGCUUAUGUUUGUGCAGACAGCAAAAUAUAUGAAGCUUCUCAGUGGUAUAUCUGUCAGGGAAUGAGAUGUCCUGCAAACACCCACAAGCCGAGCUUCCAUGUGAACAUGAACGCGACAGCUGCCAAACGAGGAACAAGUGGUUCUUCAGGGCAAAAAGGAAACCAGAGAAUGCCAAACACAAACCCGGACGAAACAAUGACAGAGGAAGAGUUCUAUGAGUGGUUGCAGAACGCGGUUCAAUCUGGUAUGUUUGAUAAUGCAAGAGAGAACCCGUCUUCAGCAACCGCCAGUAGCACUAGUAGUAGUAGCAGCAAGAAAAAGAAAAAGGGAAAGAAGCAAUGGUGAAAAACUCAGAAACAAUUCGACUAUAUUAACAUGGUGAAAGUUUUGUACCCUUGUGUUCUAAAGAUAUUAAACUUGACUUGAUGAUAAGUUUUAUUCACACAGAGCAAAAAGCUCUCGAAAGAAGCCGAUUUGAUAGAUUGCAACUUUAGUUUGUUCUACUGAGAAUUCAAAUUAAAUCCCCAAACAAGAACAUGUUCUUAUACAAGAGAAUAAAACUUACUUAUUAUCAGACUUUGAACAAGAUGAAAUACUUGAACAAG